Molecule: messenger RNA, 528 nt
Organism: Hyla sarda
Lineage: Eukaryota; Metazoa; Chordata; Amphibia; Anura; Hylidae
Product: gamma-crystallin 1-like
Exons: 3
Coding region: 1-528 (175 amino acids)
Biological process (GO): lens development in camera-type eye; visual perception
Molecular function (GO): structural constituent of eye lens
Source: RefSeq, a predicted model, not a curated record
AUGGGAAAGAUCAUUUUUUAUGAAGACAAAAACUUCCAAGGUCGCUCCUAUGAGUGCAGCGCUGACAACACAGAUCUUCAUUCCCAUUUCAGCCGCUGCAACUCUAUCAAAGUGGAAAAUGGAAACUGGAUGGUGUAUGAACGUGCCAACAACCAGGGGCACCAGUACUUCUUAAGAAAAGGAGAAUAUCCUGAUUUUAAGCACUGGAUGGGGUUCAAUGACUCAAUCUGUUCUUGUCGUAUCAUUCCUCAGCAUCGUGGAAAUUUCCGCAUUAGAAUCUAUGAGAGAGAAGACUUUAGGGGCCACACAGAAGAAUUCACAAAAGAUUGCCCACAAGUUUAUGAAGAAUUUAAAUACAAUGACAUCAAUUCCUGCAAUGUGCUUGAGGGACACUGGAUCUUCUAUGAAUUGCCCACUUUUCGAGGUCACCAGUAUUACCUGAGACCUGGAGAGUACAGGAGAUAUUCUGAUUGGGGUGCUGUGAGCCCAAAGGUUGGAUCAUUUAGAAGAGUUCAGGAUCUGUAUUAA